This is a messenger RNA of Vespa mandarinia (Asian giant hornet), 3346 nucleotides long. RefSeq names its product TRC8 ring finger protein (gene Trc8). NCBI's taxonomy places the organism in Eukaryota, Metazoa, Arthropoda, Insecta, Hymenoptera, Vespidae. The record is from RefSeq and is a predicted model, not a curated record. Gene Ontology annotation, cellular component: Derlin-1 retrotranslocation complex; endomembrane system. Gene Ontology annotation, molecular function: ubiquitin protein ligase activity. Gene Ontology annotation, biological process: proteasome-mediated ubiquitin-dependent protein catabolic process; ERAD pathway.
AAUGCAAUUACCGAAGUGAAGUGAAGUUAGACGUAUAUCAAUAGAUUGACAAAAUUACGCAAAGAAAAACAUGAUUGACAGAAACCGAUAACCGUCCAAGGUCCAUAGAAUUUUUUUUCAUCGUAUAAGUUUUGACUUUGUUGAUCUUAAUAAUAUAAAUUAUAAAUUAUUCGUUGAAAUAACAAUGCUUCGAUUGUAAAGUGGAAAAGCUUCCCGAAAAUUCCAUCGUCUUCUUGGUUAUUCUUCCGCUCGAAUUGUGCUAAACUGCAAAACGUUCAAUUUUGUCAAAUAUAAGUGCUUGAAAAAAAAAGAUUUACAAGCGCUUGGAAAAAGAACUGUAUAUUUGUUAAAUUUUAGUUAAAUAUUUUCAGCCUUAAACAUUGUUUUGUAUACGUAUCGUGUUGUUUUUUUUUGUUUUUAUUUUUUACGCAGUAAAAAUCGAUCGAUCGUCUGUUGUUGGUUAUAACUUGAUUCUACGCGCCACUUGAUUCUAAUCAACGAUCUUUGCUUUUCCUUUUUUGUUUUUAUAUAUAUCGAAAUUUGAAACGUUUAUUGCCAACAAAAUUAUAUUUAAGGCAGACGAUGUGACUUUUGUAAAUCAGUGAAUACGUGACUCGAGUGAGCCCGCUGUGUUUGUGUUCUUUCCUAAUAUAGUUGAAUAUUUAUUUCUACUUAUUUCUUUAAUAUUUUUCUAAUAUUAAAGAAAAUAUAUAUUUGAAGUGUCUUCUUGUUGACUAAGUGGCUCUUUAAAUCUUCAAAUUCGAAAUUUCAGAUUUAAAAUUUUAAUAACUUUUAUUCUAAAAUAUAACAGUGUUAUUGUUUGGUAUGGUAAUUCAAGAACUAAAAUUAUUGAUAGUGCUUGUUAGUUUACAAUUUCAUCGCUUCUAAGAAUAUCUCUAAGUAUAUAGAUUUGUUAUAACAAAUUUUGUGCCACGCAUCAAUCAAAGCAUUAAACAUGGAAUUCCCUUUAUGGAAUAAGUUUUUUAUUUUUGCUGAUAUUAUAAUGAGAGUACCACCUUUGUUCAUCAUCGAUGGAUUACUUCGAAUUCGUCUUGGAUUACCAGAUGAAACUGUUGUACUAAAUAGUACAGACAAUGACUUCAAAAUUGACAGUGUAUUAAAUACUUUCGCUGAAUCUUUUCCCUUGGUUGGUCCAGAAUCUUUUUUAUUUGAAUACUUUAACUUCGAACAAGAUGGUUACCAAAUGUUUAUUGUGAUAAUGUUGAAAUUUAUAAUAUGCUGUAUAGGAUGUAUAGCGGCUUUGUGCACAUUUAUGUUAUGGACGAAACAUCUUAUAAUUGUGUACUUAUAUAUGAUAUCUAUAGGAGUAAUAUUUAUAUCCUAUUGGUCUAAUGUUAGUACUAUCAAAGCUGUUAUAGCAUAUGUGAGCAAGCCUGAUUAUACAACCAGUAUAUUGGAUGAUAUAUUACAUUUGAAUCUGACUUCUAUUAUCAAGGAAGGAACAGGAUCUCUGCUUUUUCAAAACUAUAUAUUACAGUGUUUGUUGGCUACCAUUUUUUGUUAUAUACACUUUGCUCCAAGAUAUUUAAUUCUUCAGAAAUUGCUGGUAAUGAGUUUUAUGACACCAUCACUUCUGGCUAUCCAUCCAUUACCUACGUCGAUUCUUUAUAAUGCGCCAGUUUUUGCAACACUGCUUCCAUUAGCUGUUUGUAAAUUUAUUAUUUGGUAUAAUAGUGUUUUAAUUCUGAAAACUAUUUAUAUGGGAUAUGCUCACGCACGCAAUUUUAUAAGUAAUUAUGGUCUAUCUGCUCUUGUAGAGACAGAAUGGUUUCGUCUAAACGUACCAUGCGUAUUACGUACGUUUUGGUUGUUGAGAAUAGGAGAACAAGUUAUACAAAUUUUAGGGAAUCAUUAUGGAGAUGAAAAUUUCUCAUAUUAUGAUAUGCUCAGAACUUUAUUGGUAAAUGGAUGUGAGACUUUGACUGCAGUGUUAGGGAUGACUAGUAUAAUUUCACUUAUUUGCCAUUAUAUUGGUUGUUUCUUCCAAUGGGUAUUAUUGACUGAAGAUGGAGAUGAAAAAAGCAUCGGCACGAUAUCCGCUAUAUUAUUCUACAUAUUAGCACUUCAAACUGGAUUGACAAGCUUAGAUAGAGAAAAUCGAUUAGUCAAAUUAUGUAGAAAUUUUUGCUUACUAUUUACUGCAGUAUUACAUUUUGUACAUAACAUUGUAAAUCCACUCUUAAUGUCUCUUAGUGCCUCACAUAAUCCAGCACUGCAUAGGCAUCUGCGUGCUCUUGCAGUUUGCGCCUUCCUUAUAUUCUUUCCAGUUUCUCUAUUGGUAUUUCUUUGGUCACAAUUUAGUGUGAGCACAUGGUUAUUAGCUGUGUCUGUUUUCAGUGUUGAGGUAAUAGUCAAGGUAAUGGUAUCUUUGGCUAUAUAUAUCUUAUUUCUCAUUGAUGCAUAUCGCACUGCAUUUUGGGAAGAGCUAGAUGAUUGCGUAUAUAUUAUAAGAUCUUUUGGCAAUAUCAUAGAAUUUGCCUUUGGUGUUAUAUUACUCUUCAAUGGUUUCUGGAUAUUAAUCUUUGAAGCUGGCGGUACUAUUCGUGCUAUUAUGAUAUGCAUUCAUGCAUACUUCAAUAUUUGGUGUGAAGUCAAAGCUGGAUGGCUAGUUUUUAUGAAGAGACGAACUGCAGUCAACAAAAUUAAUUCUUUAGCCGAAGCGAAGUUUGAACAGCUACGAUCUCUCAAUGACGUAUGUGCCAUAUGUUAUCAAGAAAUGCAGGCUGCAAAGAUAACACGCUGCAAUCAUUACUUCCACGGUGUAUGCCUACGAAAAUGGCUCUACGUACAAGAUCGAUGUCCACUUUGUCACGAUGUCGUUUAUAAACCUCAAAAUAAGGAGGAAUGUUCUACGGAUUCGCUGUCACCAGAAUAAGAGAAAAACAAAUAAAUAAAUAAAAGGACGGGGAUAACGAAGUCUUCCAAAAAGGAGAUCAGAAUGAGUUGGAGCAAUUUUAAGAAAGACCCGUCAUUGGAAGAGAUAAUAGACAAAACUCUUCAAUGGGGAUAAUUACUAUGACACAGCUUCAUUGUGAUAUUCUUUAUACUAAUAAAUAUUGCGAACUUAAGGAGGCUUAAAUUGUGCGACAUCGAUCUGUAAAAUAUCAUUUGAUUAUUUUCUUUCUUAUAAUAUAUUACGUUAAUACGGUGUAGAAAAAAUAUGAGGCUCGAUAAUAGGAUUUAAUCCAUUCUUCCUUAAAUUUACUUUACGCUAUUGUAUGCGUUCGUUAUCAAACAAUAUAAUUAAAGAAACUUAACAAGUGGUGUAAUUGAUUACAACAUAUUAAUAAUGUAAUUAUCUACGAAUUAGAUUUAUAUUAAUCUC